Molecule: messenger RNA, 4375 nt
Organism: Colius striatus (speckled mousebird)
Lineage: Eukaryota; Metazoa; Chordata; Aves; Coliiformes; Coliidae
Gene: CEP70
Product: centrosomal protein 70
Exons: 16
Coding region: 107-1861 (584 amino acids)
Biological process (GO): regulation of microtubule cytoskeleton organization; cilium assembly
Cellular component (GO): centrosome
Molecular function (GO): gamma-tubulin binding
Source: RefSeq, a predicted model, not a curated record
AGAGGCCGCACGGCGCAGCCAGCCGGGACCUGCCGAGGCUCUGCGUGCUGGUGACUGAGCCCUCCGCGCCCCGCCGGCGGCGGUCCGAGCGCGGGCGGCCCUCGCCAUGACAGAGCAGGAGAAGGCAGAAUGGGAAAACUUAAACAAGCUGUUAAUGCGCCGCGGGUUGAAGCCGGUGACUCUUGCUGCCUCUCCAAGCUGCAGAAAUGUAACAGAUAUGAUUGUCUUAGACAGUCAGUCUUGUCUAGGAAUAAGAAUUGCAUUAGAAACACUGGUGGAAGACACUGACCGACAGCAGAAAAUUAUGCAGGGGCUGAUGGAGACCAAUCGUUGUCUUAGAGAUGAGAUACGACAGGAACGUGGUCGGGCAUCUCAGCAAGAGCAACGGGCUAAUGAUUUGGAAAAUGUGGUGAAAAACAUUAAGGCCAAAAUUUGUCAACUGGAAGAUGAGACGAUAGCUAACGUUUGCCAGCAGCAGAAUCGAGUCAAAGAACUUCAAAGGGAGCAACAGGUUUCACAGGCAAAAUAUCAAGAGCAGCAGGACAAGCUGCAAGAACAGGAAGAGGUGAUUGCCCGUCUGCAGAAGGAGCUGUGCAAAGCCGGGCUGGAGGAGCAGCGGCGUGUUGCCACUCAGGACAAAAUCUUUUGUCAGUUUUGCAGAAGAGCUCCCAAGUCUCUUCUAGAUCAGCAGUUCCUUAGUCUGAUUGAUUACUAUGAAUCUCAAAUUAGUCAAAUGAAAAAGGAGCUAAGGCAAUAUAAAAAAGAUGAAGACCAAGCAGAGAGAGAAGCAAAAAGCAAGGAAGAAUUCUUGAAUCUAGAUGCUACUCCUAAUUAUAGAGCACUGCUCACGUCUUUCCAGAAGCAGCUUAUUGAAACAAAAGCCAGGAAUGAACAGCUUUUGCUGGAAAACAUAAAUCUCAAGAAAGAUUUGGAAGUAAGACCAACUGCACAGGAACUAAAACUGUACAAGCACCAAGUGAAGAAACUAGAGAAAACUUUAAAGAAAACUAUGCAAGCUUCAGGAUGCAGCACUGGAGAGAGAAUAGAAGAAAAGAAAGAACCCGAGAGUAUCCCAGGAGUGGAUCAGCUGCAAGGGCUUUGCCAGCAAUACUUACAGGUUUUGUCCCACAUUGAUUCUGUUUUGCGAAGCCCAAGAGCUCCUCCACUGAUAUACAGGCGCAGUAAAGGGACAGUGCCAAACUUUACUAAAGAGAAUGGACAGAAAUGUGGAUUUGAGCACCUUCCACUGACUAUAGAAAUGUGGGCAGAUCAGCUCAUGGCCCUAAAGGAUUUGCAUAGGUCCCUGAGAAAACUGUCACUAGAAUUGGUGCCUUGGCACACUGCAGAUCUGCAGGAUAACAGAGAAUCCAUACGAGUUGAAGAUCUCCAGUUCAUGGUAGAUGCAAUUUUGGAAGAAAUAGAAAAUAAGGCAAAGAAUGGCCAGACACCCUCUUCACCCAGCCUGUUUGCCAUAGUCUCUCACUUCCAGAAGCUGUUUGAUGUGAAUUCUCUGAAUGGUGUUUAUCCACGAAUGAAUGAGGUUUACACAAAGCUUGGGGAAAUGACCAAUGCUAUGAGAAAUCUCCAUGAGCUGCUGCAACUAGACAGUUCAGCUCCACCCACUGUGGUAGUGGAUACUGUUGGGAAACUGUGUGACACGAUUAAUGAGAACGUGACUGAGCAGGUACAGCAGCUUCUGGGGACCCAAGACAUCCACAGUAUAAUCACUAAGCUGGAAGAACAUGAGUGCUUCUUUCCACCAUUCCAAGCUCUCAUUCAAGAUUUGCUCUGUCUUCUAGAGAUCAGGAACCUGGAUGAUAUUUUACCCACUGUGCAAAAUCUGAAAGUGGGAGCUAGUUAAGAGUGAGUCUGCUCUCCUCUAGCACCUCUAGUCUUACCUGUGAAUGGACCUCUUGAUGGGUAUGAUGCUACAGCUACCUCUGACCUCUCUUAGCCUGUGCUGGUUUAGCCCUGGCUGGUUGUCAUGUGCUCGCCAAACCGUUCUGUCACUCCUAAACUGGCCAGGGGAGAGAGAAAUAUAACAAAGGGCUCAUGAGUUAAGGACAGGGAGAUCACUCAGCAGUUACCAUCACAGGCACAACAGACUCAACUUGGGGAGAAGUGGUUUGAUUUAUUAAUGAACAAUCACAACAGAGUAGGGAAAUGAGAAAACUCAAAACACCUCCCCCAAUCCCUUCUCCUCGCAGGACUCCCCUUCCUUCCCCCACAGCGGUGCAGGUGAUGGGGCUUGCAGUCAGUUCAUUAACAGAUGGACUUUGCCGCUGCUUCUUCUUAGGGGGAGGCCUCCUCACACCUCCCACUGCUACACUGUGGGGUCCCUCACACAGGAGACAGUCCCUCACAAAUUUGUCCAGCGUUGGUCCUUCCCAUGGGGGCAGCUCCUCACACCCUGCCCCAAGGUGCUCUAGCCUGAGUCCCUCACAGGAUCACAAGUCCUGGCAGCAAACCUGCUCUGGCAUGGGCUCCUCUGCCAACAGGCUCCCAGAUCCUGCCAGGAACUUGCUGCAGGGUGAGCUUCCCACAGAGUCACAGUCUCCUUCAGGCAGCCCUUUGUUCUGGCUUGGGGUCCUCCACGGGCUGCAAGUGGAUCUCUGCUCCCCAGUGGUCUCUAUGGGCUGCAGGGGCACAGCUGUCUCACUAUGGGCUGCCUGAGAACCUCGUCCCCCUCCUUCUCCACUGACCUUGGUGUCUAUGGAGAUAUUCUCACUCCCUUCUGCUGUUGCUGCAGUUCAGCAUCUGUGCAGCAACUUUUUCCUCUUCUCCAGUUUAAUCACAGAGGUGUUACCUCAAUCACCAAUUGUCUUGGCCUUGGUCAGCUGCAGGUCCAUCUCAAAGCCAGCUGGCACUGGCCCUGUCAGCUACAGGGGAAGCUUCUACAGCUCUUUGUUUAAAGAAGCCACUCGUGUAGCUCCCUGCUACCCAAACCUGCCCACACAAACCCACUACCUAGCCUCAGCACCAGGGGCAGAAUUUUUGGCACAAAUAAAACUGCUGAAUUUUUUCAGUGGUCAAUUUAAGAGAAAGUCACUGUAACUGCUCUCACCUGGUCUGCUCAAGCCAGAGAGAGAUCUCUAUAUUCUGCCUCCAGCCUCAGAACCUGACUGCAGCACAAGGCCAACCCUGUGCCAGCCCCUGUGUCAGGUAGGAGAUAAAGGGGGUCCUGCUGCAUGGAGCAGCUGACAAGAGAGUUAGGGCUGUCUGGCUUUGCUGAAGAGCCUAUUUUUAAAUGCUGUUUACAUUUUCAGAUCUGUUGGGGAUGCAAGCAAGUUGUUUUUCAGUGUGUUCUCUUUCUGGCUGUGCACUGAGGCAGACUAGGUGCGUGUAAUCUAGGCCAAAAACAUUUGAAACUUGCUUCAGGGGGUGGUUUGUGGGUUUCUGCCUAGCAUGGAUGGGAAGGUCUCAAGGUCAUGUUUUGACAGUCAGUUUUAGAAAGGCAGAGAUCUUAUGCAAGGCAGUUAGAAGUUUAUUGUGCAGAAACAAGUACACUAAGCUUCCAAAAAUAUUAGGGUAUAAUUUUGCUCUGAUUUAUUAAUAAAGCUUUAGUUUACAAAACUCUGCUGUUCCUCAGGCAGAAUGAUUUACUCUCAAGGUUUACAAGACUUUGAAAUGUACUGUAACAAAGAACAAAAGGCAUCACAAACCUUAAUGAUGGGGUGGUAAACUCAACUCCCUGCUUUUGGCAGCUCAUUCUGCACAGACCUGCAGCCACACCACUGAGAUACCUCUGAACAGUGGAGUAUCCAAUUAGUUUCUCCAAAACCAAUUGCUAUUCGAGUCUUAAACAGUCUCUUUCAACAGUUUCUGUAGCCCUACAGAUGAAGAAUGCUGUUUAAAACACAAGUACUAUGAUUUUCAUGUUAAAACAACAUGAACAAGGAUCCUGGGGAAGUGAAACUGCCAAGUGAAGUAAUGACACUUUGCUGACAGUCUAAAAGGGCUCCAGGUCCAACACUUCCUCAGGAGAGUGUUCCUACUUCAGGGCCCUUGGGGGAAGAUAUGCCAGAAACAGCAAAAAUAAGGGAUUUCUUAUUUAGGGACAAAUUAUUCCCAGUGGGGUUGGCUGCGUUUGUUUACUUCAGUGAGAACUAAUGUCUGAGUAUGAUCAUUAAAUGUACACAUCCUGAGCUGGGGACUGCUUCAAAUGUGCAGUGACUGUUCAAAACACAUUACUUACAAAAGACAUAUGUACAUUCAUAGAAAGCUGAGAAAUUAGCAACUUCUGUACAUGAGAAGGAAUCACUCAUUCACUUCUUGCGUCUGCUCCUGGUCAGCUCAUACCUGCAAGACAGAUACGGUAAUAACAGUUGCUUAGGACUUUAAAGUGGCACAACAGAGAGAAUGGAGCUGGGGUAUU